AUGCGUUUUGUGGGAGGACUUCGCCAACAAAUCCAGCACACUCUUAACUUGUCUCGUCCACAAUCGAUCUCAGAAGCGCAUCAGCAGACCCUCACGAUAGAGAACCAGAAUCGAACCGGCUCUCAAUCUUGGUCCACGUCGCGGCAAAACAAACAGCCUACAUCAACCCCACCAACAACCACCAACGACGCCACUUCAAAAACAGAAACUGCAAUUGUACAUGUUAACAAUAACCAACAGGUUCGUCUCGGCGGAUUGCGUUGUUACUCUUGCGGAGAAGCAGGACAUCGUCAGUCCGCUUGUCCACAUCGUACGUUCAGAGGAUUACUUAUCCAAGAAGUACAACAGGAUAAUGACCCUAUCUAUGACGAGGAACCACUCGACUCUGACGAAGAAGCUGAAGAACUUUUCCCUGAUUCGGGUCGACUUCUCGUAGUUCGCCGGUCGUUUUUCACUCCUAAAGCCGAAGAACAGUUCCCACAACGUAACAGAUUCUUUCAGUCGCGUUGCACAAUCAAUGGACGAGUCUGCUCCUUUGUAAUCGACUCUGGGAGCUGUAAGAAUGUCAUAGCGGAGGAGGCAGUCGCGAAAUUACAACUUCAGGACGAACCCCACCCACAAGCUCUCGUGGCUCCAACUGAACCAUGA
Brassica oleracea var. oleracea is the source of this 648-nucleotide messenger RNA. RefSeq lists its product as uncharacterized. The record is from RefSeq and is a predicted model, not a curated record. The transcript has a single exon. NCBI's taxonomy places the organism in Eukaryota, Viridiplantae, Streptophyta, Magnoliopsida, Brassicales, Brassicaceae. The coding region runs from base 1 to 648 and encodes 215 amino acids. Gene Ontology annotation, molecular function: zinc ion binding; nucleic acid binding.